Molecule: messenger RNA, 792 nt
Organism: Mollisia scopiformis
Lineage: Eukaryota; Fungi; Ascomycota; Leotiomycetes; Helotiales; Mollisiaceae
Exons: 1
Coding region: 1-792 (263 amino acids)
Source: RefSeq, a predicted model, not a curated record
AUGGAUCCAGAUACAUAUGACGCAUACGUACGUUACGCAGAUAUGUGGAUCGAGGACCUUAGAGCAUUGUGCCGAUCCCUUGGCGUAGACUCUCACGGUAAUCAAGCUGAGCUCAUACAAGGCAUCCUGGAGCAUGAUGCUCGGAUGCAGAUGGAAGCCUCACGCAAUAUGGACGAAAGGCUUCCAAGUGGCCGCCCUACCAACGAGGAGAUUCCUCUGCAUUUCGAUCAUACCGCAACUAGAUAUAGAACCCAAAUUCAUUCGACCUUCGACGAUGCUGAAGUAGGAGACAAAUUGAUAGGUCCACGGAGCGCAAGCAGAUACAUAGAGAAAAUGGAGGAGAAGGAGCAGGAAGAAUACAAAAGAGAGAUGCGAGAGUUGAGUGACGACCUAGGCGAAAUGUUGGGAUAUAGUGCAAAGACCGGCGAGCGCGAGGUAUCAAAAAGCGAGAACGAAAACUCGGUACCCAGCAUAAACAAGCAAAAUGAGGAGGUUAGGACGCCCAAGGCUCAGAGGCUGAUAAGGGAUCCCAGCUCGGACAUACUCUUCCCUGAAGGAAAAGCACCCACGAUGUCGCCUUUCGACGAGUUUGCCGCGAUGGAGAAAGAGAAGAAGAAGCCGAUGAACAUGAAAAUUCAAAUGCCAGACAAGACGGUAGAUAUUAGCGGGCAAGCAGCAACUCAAGCUACAGAUCAGAAAGAAUGUUUGAGGUUCUCCUUGGUGGACCUACAAUCAGAGAUCACGACUCCUCCUGAUGGACAUGGUGAGAAAGUAUCUCCUCUAUCUUUCUGA